Perkinsus marinus ATCC 50983 is the source of this 1017-nucleotide messenger RNA. RefSeq lists its product as hypothetical. The record is from RefSeq and is a predicted model, not a curated record. The coding region runs from base 20 to 880 and encodes 286 amino acids. The transcript has a single exon. Lineage: Eukaryota; Perkinsozoa; Perkinsida; Perkinsidae.
CUGAGAGAGUUCUCCGAAAAUGGAUUCUGUCAGUUCCACCAGCUUCAGGAAAUUUGUAAAACCAAUGAAGGCAGCCAGACUCCUAUACUGCGUAGCCCUUGUGGGUUUCCCUUCGGCUCAGUGCCAGCUCUUCCUGAAGCCGAGACGAUUCGGCGAUAUCUCCGAGAAGACUCAAUUUCUCACGGUUGAACUGCCAAAGAGUGCGAACGGGCUGCCUCUCGGAAGCUCGGUCCCUUUCGUAACACCUGCGGGCUGCUCCCCUACGCUCAAGCAGACUGCUGAUAAGUACUGUGUGAAUGGAACUUACGAUGCAGCGGAUACAAUGGAGCUUGCUAUGGACUUGAACAUCUUCGACGUGGAAAUCCCAACAAAGACGGUUGUGCUGGGCAUAAAAACCACUUUGAAUCAAGGGAAUGCGACGGCUUUGACAGCGGUGACUGGUGGCUGUGCUAUGUUGUUGAAGCAGACACUAAUAUUCCUUCUACUAGAUGGAGUGGUCACUAUGUGUACGUCAGGGGGCGGCAAAGGCAAAUACGAUCCCAAACUACCAGGAUAUGUGUCUGAUAUCACUUUGAGCGGGCAGCUCAAACUGACCUCUCGUAUCAAAACGAUCACCGACUACAACUAUUCAUUGCCAGGAUAUGUCCAUGCUGGUGACCUUUUCAAUAUGGGUAUGAAUGCGUCCAUGUUCAACAGCAGUGGGAAGCCGAAAGGGGUUGGCAUCAAUUCGACUUUCACGGUCAUGUUGCACAACAUAGGAAGUUCUCUGUUCGACUGGCGUAUCUUCGUCGGACUCCACAUAGACACCUGGGUCUAUCCGCUUCCAGUAGUUCAUGUCGAUGCGGCCAUUGUUGACAGUGUCAUACAUCUCAAAACAUAGUUAUAUUGCAGCACUUUGUCAAGGUCAAUGGCAAUUUCGAGUGUGAUGGUGAAUGUGGCUUCAACCCAUCAUCCCGCGCCAGCCUUGAGCUGCGUAGUUCGAUUUCUGCAUUGUAAGACCUGUUGUUAUUUUAGUUU